CCGGCCCCGGCCCCGGCCCCGGCCGCCCAUGGGGCGCGCAGCCCGGCGGCGGCCCGGCAGCAGGAGGCAGCGGGGAGGCUCCCCCGGCGGCCCCGCUCGCCCGUAGCCCGGCGGGGCAUGCCCGGCCCCAGGAUGCCGGCCUGGGGGAUCCUGCCCGUCACGCUGCCUGCCUUCACCAUCACCGGCAUGUGGAUCGUGUAUGCCAUGGCGCUUUCCAACAACCACAUCUGCCCUGUCCACAACUGGAAUUACAACCAGUCAUGCGGCGUGGAUGGCCCUGGCUCCUGCUGCACUCUGGACCACAUCCCCCUCGUCAGCAAGUGUGGCACCCUGCCUCCCGAGAGCUGCUUCUUCAGCCUCAUCUGCAGCCUGGGCUCCUUCAUGGUCAUCCUGGUGGGGCUGCUGCGAUACGCCCACCUCCUGGAGCGCCUCGGGCCAUCCCUCCUCAACACCCUGGGGCUGGCCACUGGCUGGGUCUGCGCUGCCGGCCUCACCAUGGUCGGCAACUUCCAGGCACGGCAGGGCUGUCGGCACGAGGGGCUCAGGAGCUGUCACCACACAGACAAAAGAAACAAGCACCUUGAGAUCCCAGCAGCAGACAGUGGGUCCACAUCUGCUCUUCAGCCAGGAAUUGGGCACAGGGUGGAUCAUGCCAAGGUGCUGCACUACAUUGGGGCGGGGGUGGCCUUUCCCACCAGCAUGCUGUUCCUGCUCCUGCAGUCCAUCCUCACCUACCGCAUGGCCAAAACCCGCGGACAGUACUGGACCGGCCACUUGCGUAGCAUCCUCACAGCUGUGGCCUUCCUCACCCUUGUCUUCAGUGGUGUGUUCUUCAUCCAGGAGAGCUUCGUACUGCAGCAUGUGGCCGCCCUGUGCGAGUGGAUGUUCAUCAUCGAUGUCCUGGUCUUCUAUGGCACCUUCACCUUUGAGUUUGGGGCCAUCUCCACAGACACCUUUCUGGUCCUGCUGAAAGCCAGCCGGGCCCCCAAAAGUUACAAAGGCGAGAGCAGCGUAUCCAGCACGGUGCACAUCCACAGCCACGCAGAGGGCCUGGCUAUGGCCUGACCCCCACAAGAAGCAGGCUCAUGGCGGGGACCCCCAAACUUGGCUCUGUCAGUGACUCCCCUGCCUUGAAUGUCUCCAAAACCCCGGAAGCCUCGGGGUGCGUGUGUGCAUGUGUGUGCACGUGUGGGCAUGCAGUGCCCUCCCCUCCUGGUGGGAGCUGUAACCCGGGCUCCUCCGACAGGCAGUGUUCCCUGCAGGGGCUGCCCCCUCCCUGCCCGUGGGAUUUGGGGUCACUGCUGCGGUUCAAGGAUGCCAGCCAGAUGCUGCUAUCGGCGGAGUCGGGAUCUGCCCCUGAGCCUCCAGUGUUCCCUGUCUGAGUUGGGGGCUGUCAGAGGCAAUCAUACAGAGGCCCCCUUCUGUAAGGGAUGUGGGGGAAAAGGGCUCACCCUCCCCUCACCACUCAAGCCUGGUGUGCUGGUGAAGGAGGAUCACCAUGCCUCCCUCCUCCAUGGCCACAGGAAUAGGGUUCAGCAGAACAAGCCGUCCAGCUGGCCACUGUGACUGCCAGAGGAGCCAAAAACCCAAAGUGCCUUUUCCCUUCCUUGGGAGGUGGUGACAGUGCCGGUCUGCCUGCAGCCCCAGUGAGGAUGGCAGCAGGGGGUCUCUCCCUGCCCACCUGCCCAGGUAGGGAUAGUGCCUUGUGCUGCUGCAGGGUGACACCAGCAGCCCCAGUUGGUGUGCGCUGGCCCUUCCAGCCAGAGCUCUCACUGCUUGGGGCCUUCCAUGCCUUCAGCUGAUGACUUUCCCACAUUUUUUCAGCUUGGAGGAGAAUUGCUGAGG
This is a messenger RNA of Tyto alba (common barn owl), 1845 nucleotides long. It is a transcript of the gene TMEM150A, whose product is annotated as transmembrane protein 150A. The coding region runs from base 118 to 1065 and encodes 315 amino acids. Lineage: Eukaryota; Metazoa; Chordata; Aves; Strigiformes; Tytonidae. The record is from RefSeq and is a predicted model, not a curated record. The transcript has 8 exons.